Pseudogymnoascus destructans is the source of this 1915-nucleotide messenger RNA. RefSeq lists its product as uncharacterized. NCBI's taxonomy places the organism in Eukaryota, Fungi, Ascomycota, Leotiomycetes, Thelebolales, Thelebolaceae. Bases 386 to 1915 code for a protein of 509 amino acids. The record is from RefSeq and is a predicted model, not a curated record. The transcript has a single exon.
CCUCAACAUAAAUAAAUAAAAAUCUAUCAACACCUCAAAUCCUUCCAAAUGAGAAAACAAUUCCCGGCCUCUUCUAUAGUCUGUGAAUCUCAUUUACUUAACAACAACGACCAGACUUCCCAUCUAUAUCUGUCGAGGGUUGUUAUAAGCCUCAGGCACCAAUUUUCAAGCGCCCACCACUUCAACCAACCCACCCCUUAACUGAAACGUCCACACAUCCAUAAAACCACACAGCUAUCAAUUCUUGGACACUCGAACAACCACCCAUUCCAUAUUCCUCCGGACCAGAGGGAUACCCACCCAUUACCCGUCCAAAGGGCCCUCGCUGCCCCUCCACCCCGCUCAAAAAUUCCCACCCACCACCCCAUCAACAUCAACUCUCACAAUGACCUCCCCCGCCCCUAUCCCGGACUCUGUCCCCCUCACCGACCCCGCACCCCCAAUUCUUUCUACCCCCAUAAUCCAAACCCCCCUCUCUCUCACCCCCGCCCAAAUGUCCCUCACCCGCCAACAACUGUUCGACCUAACCCUCACCCCCCUCACCCUCUCCACCUCGCGUUUCUUGUCUCUCUGGCCGUGGAUCGACAACGUCUACGUCCGCAAGAAGACGCGUGCCGCCACCGGGCGGAAGCUGGGCUACGAGCUCUGGGAAUGCCGUAACCGGCGCAAACACCCCAUCACCGCGCCCGUCACCCCCACUGCCCGCCGCGGCCGGCCCGGGGCCACAUGUCUCGUCGGGCUGAAGCUGGUGUGGAAUCGCUAUGUUGAGGGCGAGGAGAGGACGGUUAGUAUAGAGAGGUGCUCGGAGGCGACGCACACGCAUACUCUUGAUGAUAUGGACAAGCAAAAACGAAGCAGCGCCAUCCGCCGCAUCGCAGCCAGGGAGGCGGCUCGGGCCCAGCCGUAUGAGGUGGCCAAUGCCAUGAAAGCCGAUAUGGAGACUCUUAUUGCGGUGGGUGGGAAGUAUAUCACCCGCGCUGAUGUGAAGAAUGCGUCCAAGUCAUAUGAGCUGGGAGGGACACGGUAUGGGGCGGCGGAGAGGCAGGCGCGAGAACAUGGAACGGGUGGUACGCCGUCGAGUGGUGUGGAGGGGGCGGAGAGGUGGCAGGAGCAGCUUUUGCCGGGGUCGGGGCCCUGGAUGGAGACGUCGAUGCCGACGCCGACGCCGACGAAUGCGAGGACAAGGGAGGUGGAUAGGGAUGCAUCCGCUCCUAUAAGUGCGCUGCAGACACAUGCGUCUCCUCCUGCACAAACUUCUCCACUAGCAGAUGACAUCACAUCAACUCAAGAGCGAGAGUCCGGCACACCCCCUCCACCACCGCUAACUGCCACGACAUUCCUCCUAAUCGACUCACAAGCCGCUUUCACACACCCCACGCACUGGGGCCCUGCACGCUCAAACCCCAGCUACGAAACCAACGUCGCCACCCUCCUCUCCCACUUCCGCGCUCUGCGCCUAGCGCACCCCGGCGCCGGACCAGAGAUAAUACACGUACGCCACGCCUCUCAGGACCCGAAGUCACCUUUACACCCCGACGCGGCGGGGUUCGCAUGGAUGCCCUAUACCGCGCCGAUACCCGGGGAGCACAUCGUGACGAAGAAUGUGAACAGCGCCUUCAUCGGCACAGAUCUCGAAAACAUGUUGCGAGACGCGAGGACGAGGAGGUUGUACGUCGCGGGGCUGACGACGGAUCACUGUGUCAGUACUAGUGUGCGGAUGGCGGGGAAUCUGGGGGUUGUGGAUGGGGAGUGGGGGAGGGGGGAGGUGGUGUUGGUGGGGGAUGCGACGGCGUGUUGGGAGAAGGUGAGGGGGGGGUGGAAGGCGGAGAUUGUGCAUGCGGUGCAUGUGGAGAGUUUGAGGGAGUUUGCAAGGGUGGGGUGGACGGGGGAGGUGGUUAGGGAGUGUGUUGGGUGA